AUGUCUUACAAGUUACUUAAAUUGAAUUCGGGAAAUACAAUUCCAUCAAUUGGUUUAGGUUGUUACGAUAUUCCAUUAAAUCAAACUGUAAAAGUCGUUUAUGAAGCUUGUAAAGUUGGUUAUAGACAUUUUGAUACUGCUGUAUUAUAUGGAAAUGAACAAGAAGUUAUAAAUGGUAUAAGUCAAUUCUUAUCAGAGAACCCAUCAGUUCCAAGAAGUGAAUUUUUUUAUACAACAAAAAUUUGGAAUUCCCAACAAGGUGCAAAACAAACGCAAAAUGCAAUUGAAAAAAUGUUGUCACAAAUAGAUCAAGGUAAUUUACAAUACAUUGAUUUAUUAUUACUUCAUUCGCCAUUACCUGGUAAAACUAAAAGAUUGGAAAGUUAUGGGGUAAUGCAAGAAUACGUUGAAAAAGGAAAAAUUAAAAACAUUGGUGUUUCAAAUUAUGGUCAACAUCAUAUUGAAGAAUUAUUAAAUUGGAAUAAAUUAAAGAUAAAACCAAGUGUGAAUCAAAUUGAAAUUAGUCCUUGGUGUAUGAGACAAGAAAUUGCACAAUGGUGCUUGAAAAACGAUAUACAAGUUGAAGCUUAUGCUCCAUUAACUCAUGGAUAUAAAUUGGAAAAACAAGAACCAGAGUUUAAAAAGAUUAUGGAGAAAUAUAAUAAAUCUCCAGCUCAGAUAUUGAUUAAGUGGUCAAGACAAAAAGGUUAUAUACCUUUACCAAAAACAAAAACUUUAUCAAGAUUACAAGAAAAUAUUGACAUAGAUGAUUUUGAAUUAACUAAAGAUGAAAUUGAAGUAAUAGAUCAACCAGAUGUUCAUGAUCCAACUGAUUGGGAAUGUUUAGAUGCACCAUAA
Insectozyma verbasci is the source of this 858-nucleotide messenger RNA. NCBI's taxonomy places the organism in Eukaryota, Fungi, Ascomycota, Pichiomycetes, Serinales, Debaryomycetaceae. The record is from the annotation of a GenBank genome assembly.